AUGUACAUAUUUCUCAAGACAUACCUUUGGAAUUAGGGAGAAAUGGGUUUACUGUCAAAAGAUAUGGAAUAGUUUUGACUAGGACCUGUGCGUGUUGAGAGGUUUCAAUAUCUUUUACCUAUGGUAUAUAGGUAAAUGUUUAUUGACGGUCAAAGGAAUGGAUUGUAUGGAUAUGAUUAGCAUUUUCAAUUGGAUUUUUAUAUAUUCCGUAUUGAGGAUGUAUACCAAGCGAAGUGAUUUGUGAAAGGGACGAUUUAAAAGUAAAUAAGCCACAGUUGUCAAUUUGGGUUAUACGACAAUUAUUGUCAAAUAUUUUAAUGAGAAAAUCCUGAAGAGACUUUUUAUCAACAGGAUGUUUUGAUUUCAAUCUGAAUGAAACCAUGGGUUAAACUGUGAAUCCUUUUGUGUUGUUUAGACAUUAGGAAAAAUGGAUUUUCGUUGGAAUUGUUUUGUGUCUUCUAAUUUUUAUAAAGUUGUAGCGUGUUUCUUUCUGUUUGUGUCUAAUUGUUACCAGUGAAAUUCCAAUUUUUAGUGAGAAGUGUAUUAUGUAGUUUGAUCAUUCUGAAAGUCAGCUGAAAAUUUGAAAAUGGAUAUACAAAAAUUAGCCAAAAAGAUGUGGCAUAGGAAUACAAAGAUGGAGGAUUUAAGGAGAACUGGCUCCUUAAGGAUAAAGAAGGGAUCACAUACUAUUUUAGCUAGAGCCAGGAGUGAGGGGUUGCCAAUAUUUGAUGAAGCUCCAUUAGAAUUGCCUCAGAGAUCAUAUACACCGUUACCAAAUCUUCCUCCAAUGAGACCUCGCUCCGCCUGGAAUUUUGAAGAUGAUACAGAUUCAACAACUUCAUCAGAAACAAUGACAAGUGUGUCAGAUGAUGUUCCCAUUGGUUCUAGUCAGUUAUACUACACAACACCACCUAAAGCUAACAUGGUACGCAAUCAAGACGACAAAAGUGUUGGAUUUCACAAAGUAACGAGAUGCUUGAGUCAAAAAGAUAGAAUAAAGAAUGACGUGUUACAGGAACGACAACGAUCAGUCAGUCUGGAUUGGAGAAAAACUUAUAUUCUUGGUGAUGGACGAACGAUAAAGAUAUUUAUGUCUCAGAACAAUGACACAUCACCAUCCAGAGAUACCCCGACUGGUCUGUUACCUUCCCCUAGUGCACCCGCUCAACUCAGAAACAUGAAUGGAUACCAGUCUUCUCACCGUGGAUCUAAAAUACUUGUCUCAGCAAAGAAAAGAGGGUCUACAAGCAGUGAUACGGACAUUUUGUCGCCACAUAAGAUGUAUGAGAGACGGAGGUCUGAUAGAGAGAAACGAUCAGGAGAUGCUUCAGCUUUGUUUGAAGUGGUAGAACAACAAGACAUAGACUCUGUGAAGGCCAUUCUGGAAAGUAAUACUGUUAAUGUAAAUAGUUUGAAUGCUGAGAGAUUAACUCCCCUUGAUGUAGCAGUGAUGACCAAUAAUAUUCCAAUGGCUAAGUUACUGCUGAGUUAUGGUGCAAGAGAAAGUCCUAUGUUUUUGAGGAUAGACAGUAGAUCAGCCAAGUUAGAUGAAUUAGUAAUGGAUGCAGAGAAACGUGUGGUAGAUUUAUCAGCAGCCAUUCUUAAUGCUUCAGCAAGCAGUGGAUCUCUUUCAACUACGCAACAAAAGGAGAACGAGAAGCAGUUAAGUCACUGGGAGUUCAGACACAAGCUAUUAAAAAGAAUGAAAGCUGGAUAUGAUCAUGCAAGAAUGCCCGACCCUCCAAGUUACGUGAGUUUGACAGUUGCCAGUAGUUCAUCUUUACUUGUACGAUUUGAUGAACCUCUCAAUCAUAAUGGAGCAGUGGUUACUAAAUAUAAAGUGGAAUGGAGUUGUUUUGAAGACUUUAUGCCAUUAGCUGGAGACAGCAUUGUUGAGAAUAUGAGACAGUUAGAGUACGAGAUUGAAGGUCUGGCAAAAGGAAACCGAUACUAUGUUCGAGUGGCAGCAUGGAAUAUGAAGGGAUACAGUCCAUUUUCUUCAGCAAAACCUUCAUAUGCUGUGCCGUCAAGUUGGAGAGACGUAGAUGGAAACGCAAUGUCUCGAACAGAAGGAAAAAAUAAAUUGAUGGAUGAAUUAUUCUCCCAAGUGAAACAUUUGCGGCCUCCUGAUGCUUCUGAACUAAAAGAUAAUACAGGUGGUGAUUCUCCUCAACAAAGAAAGAGAAAAAGUAUUAAGAAUCUGUUUACCUCAGCUCCAAAAUUUUAUAAAACAUUAAAACGUGGAGUUUAUUUAGCUUGCCUAUUAUAUAAUGGUGACAAAGUUCUGGUUACUGGAGAUGAUCAGUUACCGAUAGUAGAAGUGGAUGAGAAUUUCUCAGGACCAAGUGUCUACAAUGAUUUUCAUUGGCUAAUGAAGGUAUCCUGUACCUGGGAGGAUGUCAAGUCAUUACGGCAAGACAUGGAUAAAAAUACUAGUGCUGGAACCAUGCAUUUUAGAAGUAAACUAUUACAGGCAGUAUCUAUUAUGCAGAGCUCUUUAGGUGUACAAGAUAUAGGGCAGUUUCAUUUUAAACCAUUGAAGGACCCAAAUGGAUGUAUAAUACUUACAACCGUGUGCAAUAUUAAAGAUCCAAAGACUGUUAUCCUGGGGUCAGGGAGGUGGAUUAGCUUUGCCAAAUUAUUACGUAGAUCCUCAGCAGCUUUACAAGAAUUACAAGAUUCUCCUGAUGUUUUACAUUCAUCUAUAGGCGAGAUGAUUUUGUACCACCAAGUCAGUACUAUCCCUCUAGCCAAAGGACUGUACAUAUGUUACCUUAAGUUACAAGUAGCUGUCGAUCUCAUACAAGUUCUCGUACCAAGAAAAGCACCAAAUGUUCUUCCUUAUGUCAAAGUCAGAGACUGUCCUAAUGUUUCAAGAGAAGAAUGGGAAUGGCUACAAACAAUCAAUGCAGAUCAACACGUGGCUCCACCUACAAGUACUCAACAACAGUUUCGCAGUCAAAUAAACCAUUCUACAAAUAAGCUGUUUGGCAUGUUAGAAGUAUCAGAGAACAUGGCUGGCAGUCAUCGAUUAUAUGAUCUGGAAGUGAUGGAGUUUAGUAAUGAUGUUACAUUCCUGUUGGUGCUGCCCCCUGUUGAGGAUGUCUGUAUUGUACCAGGUCAACGUGACCUACUUACAGAGAAAAGAGAUUUUAUGUUGCUUCCAGUUCAAGUAUUUGAAAUGAUUCAUAUGUGUACAUACAGACCUGAUUUGAUUAGUCGAUAUGCAAGGUUAUCAGCUGUAUUGGAAAUGGAUGUUAGUCUAGCACAGCAAGCACAACGUGAGGCAUUUUCUGAUGAAGAAGUGAAUGGUACCAGAGACAGAGUGGACAGAUUAAACAGUUUACAACAAUCUUUAGAUCGUUCAUGGAAAGGAACACGUUGGAUUAUGGAUUUAAUUACAUUUGCAAGAGACAAAUCAUCGCGAGGUGGCAUACCAUGUAGUAUGUUAGACAAUUCCUCAAAUGACGCAUUCUCACCAAAGAUUAAUGAGGACAAUGUGUUCGACAAUAAUAACUCUCACCCAAGUUGUGGAUCAGCAGGUUGUGAUUCAAAUGAGAUCAGUGUUGGUAAAGACAAUCGCAAAAUUGCUAAAUUUUACGACCCAAAUGAAGAAGUCUCCAAAAAUAAUGGGCAUGUGCAAAAAGAAUCUUCUCAUUCAUCAUCUGGAAUUUUACAAGUAUAUGUGGCAUAUGAAACCGGACUGUCAAAAGGAACGCGAGUAAGACUGCAUGUGACAGAAAAAACUACAGCACGAGAAGUUGUGACGCUAGUUGUGAAACAAUUAAACAAAGCAGUGACUUCAAAAGGAAAAUCUGGUCCUAUUUAUGGUGAGGAUGAACUUGAUAAAUUCUGUCUUGUGGCUGUGAUAGGUGCUAGAGAAAGGAUACUGCGGGACGAUUAUCAUCCAUUACAAUUACAAAAUCCAUGGACUAAAGGCAAACUAUAUGUCAGAAUGAAACGUAAUUUAUUAGCGGCCAUUCAGCAGGGUCAUGCAACAGAAGUAUAGGAUUGUGGCAUUAUCUCAUUCAUUUUAAAGUUGCCAUUUGUUCAGUGCUUUCAUAUUUCCAUAUCAUUUAUACCAUACAAGUGUGAUAAAACGGUGAUACAACUCUUUGUUUCUUUUUUUGUAUUUUUUUUUAAGAAUGCUGACUUUAUAUGCUGGUACCUAUGUACCUAAAUUAACUGUGAUGAAGUAUUUUGUAGUUGAAAGUUGAAGGUUGUAAGCUGAUGAGUUUAAUGAAGUUAAUUAGUGCAUAACAAGGAUUGUGAUCAUGUCAAUGUAGGAGAAUAUGUAUUUGUUAAUGUAUAUUGCAACUUUAUUUAUUUUGAUUAAUGUUAAGCGUUAAUAUUUAUUAAAAGAAACAAAAUACUCAUUUUAUUGUGAGGGAAUUUAUUAUUUAUUAAUAUUUAACAUCAUAUCUGAUUAAUUGCAUGAUUUUGGGAAUAAUAUCAAAGAUAUUGGUAAAUCUUAAAUCUGAAAUUCAGAAAUCAAAGACAAUUGUAAUGUUUUAAUUUGAAAAUCAAAAUCAAAAAGAUUUUAGGUAACACAUUUCAAUGUACUGUACAUCAUUUCUUUCACAUAAAUUUGUUUUGCUUUAUUACUCAUACAAACCUAGUCAAGCCAUGUUAUAAGUAGACUUUAAACAAUGUCUAAUAACUAGUCCAGUCACAUAUUAACUAAUGACGAUGAUUCCAUCCACAUAAUUUAAUUUUCAUCUUUUUGUUUGUAUUGAUUAAUGUUUUCUCAUCAUGGGAUAUGACGUGCAAUCAAAAUACUGUGAAAUUAUGCAAAAUUUGAAUAGUACCAUAGUUAAAUUCUAAUCUAAAUUUACCAGUUAUACAUUUUUGGGUGAUGAAUGUGACUUUGUUACUUUGUCUUAGGAAACAACAUAUAACUGACUUCUAAGUCUGUAGUUGAUAAUUUGUAAGUUGUGUAUCUUAUUUGAGUUAUCUAGUUAAAGACUUUCUUAAUUGAAGAGAAAUUAUCUAAAUCAGUUUCAAAAACUUUGGACAGAGAUGGACACUGCACUCAUUCAUACAGCUUAUGUCUGAAUAUCUCAAAGGUUAGAAGUAAGUUCAAACCGAUUUAGGCAUGUAUACAAAUGGUAUCUAAUGAAUAUUCAUGAUUUCACAGUAUCACUAAUUUUCUUCCAUAAUGAAUUGUAUUGAUUUAUAUGUAGGAAGCUUUUUAUGCUAGGUACAUGUAUAAUGAAAACAGAUAUUGCAAUGUAUUUUCAUUCAGAGCAGUUCUUUUAAAUAAGAGCUUCGUCUCUUGACUGUUGAUUUUUGGUUUAUAAGCUAUUCCAAGUCUUUCUGAAAUUUUGAAGAACUGAUCAAAUUUUUUUUCUAAUUUUGAUAUUUUUAUACACAGAAAUGACAUAAGAGAAAAACAAGUUCUGAUAAUGAAAAAGGGGGGAUUAAAUUUAUGUAAUGAAAAGUAAAUUCUGUAAAAAAAGUUAUGAAAUAAUUUUAUGUCCUUCAGUUUUAUUUGGAUUACUCAAUUCUUUAAAAGAAUAACAUUGCACCAAAACAAAACAUUCUUGAUUUAUAACCAAAGUAUAAUUAAGACCAAAAUGUCUGUGUUUUGUCAAAGUAAACAAGUUUUUUUCUCAUGCAACAUACAUUUGUACAUGUAUUUUUGUACAUUAGCCAGCUAUUUAUGAGUUGUAAUGACUUUGAAUUGUUAACAGUUAAAUAAAACAUUAAAAUCAA
This is a messenger RNA of Mytilus californianus (California mussel), 5715 nucleotides long. RefSeq names its product ankyrin repeat and fibronectin type-III domain-containing protein 1-like. Gene Ontology annotation, molecular function: protein binding. The coding region runs from base 587 to 4009 and encodes 1140 amino acids. The record is from RefSeq and is a predicted model, not a curated record. Gene Ontology annotation, biological process: establishment of mitotic spindle orientation; signal transduction; regulation of establishment of bipolar cell polarity. NCBI's taxonomy places the organism in Eukaryota, Metazoa, Mollusca, Bivalvia, Mytilida, Mytilidae. The transcript has 23 exons. Gene Ontology annotation, cellular component: spindle.